AUGAUCGGCCAGCAGAUCGCCGACGAGAACGCGUCCGUCGCGGGCAAGAGGCCCCCGGCAGCGGCGCGCGGCCUCGGUGGGAAGGCCAAGGGCCUCAACCGCGACAAGGCGGGCGCGUCCUCCGACGCGCCCGCCAAGCUCGCCCAAAAGCCCGCCUCGCUCCAGACCUCGUGCGCGGGCGCCUCCACUGCUCCGGCCGACCUGCCGUCCGACCUGCCUCCGGUCGAGCACUACCCGCCGGCCUGCGAGGAGGAGCCGGCGCUGCCGACCUUCGACCGCUCGGGCAUCGUGCCCGAGGAGAGCGUCGCGGCGGCGCUCGCCGCGGGGCGCGAUUGCCGCCCUCUCAUCGGCAGCCGCACGCCGUCGCGCACGUCAUUGGCGCUCUCACCCUCGGCGACGCCGGGCCGGCUCGCUGGGCUGAUCGAGGCGGGGCCGACGCCGGCACGGCCGUUCCUCGCCGACGCCCUCGACGCUGCGGGCGCUUGCUGGACCGAGGCGCACCACCCCCCCACCCUGCCGUCCCCACGCGCGCUAGCAACAGGAGCCUCACGGGCCGCCCCGCAGGCCGAGCAGCUUGAGGCUGCGCUCGCAAUCUCUCUGAGCGACUACGCCGCCGAAGGCGGCGGUGACACCGCGGGGGGCUGGCCGGUCGACGGCCCGACCGACGGGCAGGCCGCCGCGCACCAAGGCGACUGCCUCGACGCGCUCUGGACUCCGAUCGACUUUGACGCGCUGCGGCUAAAUGUGGCCGAGGCCGAGGCGGAGGCCACCGCCCCGCCGGCUGCGAGCGCACCACAGAUGGGCGUCCCGGAGCUCGGCAGGUGA
Emiliania huxleyi CCMP1516 is the source of this 825-nucleotide messenger RNA. RefSeq lists its product as hypothetical. Lineage: Eukaryota; Haptophyta; Isochrysidales; Noelaerhabdaceae. The record is from RefSeq and is a predicted model, not a curated record. Bases 1 to 825 code for a protein of 274 amino acids. The transcript is spliced from 3 exons.